Messenger RNA from Serpula lacrymans var. lacrymans S7.9, 1102 nucleotides. RefSeq lists its product as uncharacterized. The record is from RefSeq and is a predicted model, not a curated record. NCBI's taxonomy places the organism in Eukaryota, Fungi, Basidiomycota, Agaricomycetes, Boletales, Serpulaceae. Bases 473 to 826 code for a protein of 117 amino acids. The transcript has 4 exons.
AAAAAUGGGUUGUGACUUGUGACAACCCUUGGAGUAUUACUGACGCCAAAGCCAUCUGGGCCAUGCAAUUGGCCUGGGACGCUAUUUACCCCGACAUCCAACACACGGUUACCAUACACGAUCCGGUCUAUCUCGUGGCCUCCCAGCGUCUUUCAGAAUGGCGCAAUGGCUUCGGUUCCGCUGCCAUGGCCAUGAUCGAGCACUUCUUCGAAUCAGACACUGCUUUCCAGGCAUAUGCCGCUCGUCAAGCAUUUGCUAGCGACAUACUCACCAAUUUUGCGUUUCUCUACGAGGAAUUUGAGGUUAAUCCCUCAGAACUUCGUGGUCUCUUCCGCUCACCUUUUGUCGUGCAGAUGUUUGCAACCCACCUUAGUGCAACCCACACUGCUGCUGACAUUGAGGCGUUACGAGCACAAGAUGUGUCAGGGAAUGCAACAGACAUUAAGAAGCACCCACGGUGGGUGCUUUAGCCAUGAGUGCAGCGGCUGUUGAGCGCGCAUUCAAUAUGUGGGCUGAGAGGAAGAUCAACUGGGAUCCACCAGCAGCACAAUCUCAGGCAGGUUCUGCAGCUCGGAAGGUCAAGCCAAUUCGAGAUCUUAACAAGGCGACCGGCAAAAACAUCAGUAGCAGUGCGACGUUCUCCGAUGCGAACUGGGGCAAGGCCACUCGCUCUUAUGUCAAGUCCAUCAAAGCACUAAAACCGGCGACGAUGGACGAUAUAGCCACAAAAGCAAGUAUCUAUGUUCCUGGCAAGGAGCACGCUCAGCAAUCAGUGACGAGUGUGGAUGGGAACGAUGACCCUCGGGCUUGUCUGCUUGAUGUCUAGGUGACAUUCCCACUCUGAUCGCCUGUGAUACCUUGUUGCUUUGAUCAUGUGAAAAUCCAAAGGCCAAGAUCAUGUUCAUGUUCAGGGGGCGUGUUGGUAAAGACUUUCACACCACUGACACGUACUGACAGAUGGUCUAGGAAGGUGUACGGACGCUUGUAUGGACGCUUGUAUUUAACUCUCAUAAUUUGUCGUUUCUAUAUCUGUUUACUGCCUUUGUCUUUCAUUGCCAUAGGACCUCAACAUGUUCAAAUUCUAUAUUUCUUCCUGAAGCCA